AUGAAUCCCACAGAUCAAGCAAGAAAAGAAGCAAGGAAAAGAGAAUUAAAAAAGAACAAGAAACAGCGUAUGCUUGUUCGCCAAGCAGUGUUGAAAGGAAAAGAUCCAACUAAGAUUUUGCAAGAAAUGGAAAUGAUUGACAAAAUGGAGUAUGACCCUACUCAACCUCCAAAGCUCAAUGAAAAAGUCCUCAAGGAUAAGCGGAAAAAGCUCAAAGAGACGUUCUUAAGAAUUUUGAAACUUUAUGACAAAGAAAAUCCUGAAUAUGCUAUAGAAUUAAGGAAAGCGGAAGCAGAGUAUGACAAAAAGAGGAUUCAGUUACAGAUUUAUUUUGAACAAGUGAAGAAUGCCGAACGAGUGCAACUUGAUCAGAUUCCUCUCCCGGAAUUACCACUGGAGUACACAAUUCCUUCGAUGAUUCCAUUGCCAAGUGAAAUGCCUCCCCUUGGCUCAGUACCUCCCCAAAAACAACCAGUUGGAAUUUUAAAGAAGCCCUCCAUGUUUAUGCCUAAAGUAGGAGAUAUGAAAAUGGCAGAUAUGAAAAUUUAUUUAAAAAGAACACCACCAGGCCCCCCACCAGGGCUUCCACCUGCUCUCAGCGACAGUGAAGAUGAAGAAUACGAUCCAGAAAAAGACAUCCAUGAAAUUAUUGGCACGGUUGAUGUUGAUGAGCAUCCAGUCGAGAUACCAGAACCUGUCCCAGAACCAGAAGGUGAACCUCCUGCUACCAAAGUAAGAAAGAUCCGUUUUGCUGACGACAAAAAGAAACGCUCUUCAGAUGAACCAGAAAAAGAUAAUCGAUUCCAGUUUCCCAGGAAGCAGAAAAAGGUUGUGACACCGUUGCAGGCGAUGAUGUUGCGGAUGGCAGGACAGCAGGCUCCUUCUCAGGAUGAUGAUGAUGAAGAUGAAGCUGACAAUAAUGAAAAGGAUAACAAGCGUGAUGAUCAUCAUAGUUCAGACAGUGAUUACGAUAAACGGGACGAAGAGGAGGAAAAUGAUGCUCGUGAUGCAAAAAAUGUAGGCCCUAAGUUUCAUUUUCUUUUCUUUUAUUGUCUCCAUUGA
Messenger RNA from Acanthosepion pharaonis, 1062 nucleotides. The record is from the annotation of a GenBank genome assembly. NCBI's taxonomy places the organism in Eukaryota, Metazoa, Mollusca, Cephalopoda, Sepiida, Sepiidae.